UUGCUCAUGUUUCUCUUGCGGGGAUUCGGUACCUAUCUCUCGUGAAACGGUUUCGAAGAAAGAAAAAGAGAAGCUCUUCGGCGCUGUAGCUUGAGAGAAAACGCCGCCGGCAGUUGAAGAAAAUGCGACCAGAAAGCUGAGGAUUCCUCGAUGGUCUGGUUUUCUAUAUGAGACAUCAUGAUCGCCAAACAAGCAUCUAGACAGCCGCUGAAAGAAAAGUUUGUUCAGAUCUACGAAGGAUUUUUCAAGGGCGUCGAUCCGUCAGUGAAUAAUCAAAACUUUUGGGACGAACUGUUCUUGUUAAAGGUCAAUGUCAACUUUAUACAGCAACAGUUUGACAGCCUGCCAGGGGAAGAUCUCGUGAGACUGAAGGAUACAAUAAACAGCCUGUUUUAUCACUGUGUACAAGCCUUGCGAAGUGACCAUCGUAUACGAGUAGUGAAUGCCUUGCAGACACUGUGCGCUCUCAUUCAAGGCGUGUACAGAAAGUCUCAUGGGGACUAUGGCUUUGAUAUCAUCAAUCUCCUCAUUGGAUUUGACAUGGCUGAAACAACAAUGCAGGAGCUGAUCGAGUUGAUUCGUGGUUUUCUGGAAGGGGAUUACAGUCACAGCCUUAAAUCUUUGGUUCUCCGAUUUCUGCUUGUGCUUGUAACCGCUACUGAAAAUGUUAGCAAUAACACGCUUCUGGAGUACGUAAUGAUGAACUGUGUUUUUGAAGCCAUUCUACAGCUGCUCGCAGACAAACACUCUCGAGCACAUUGCGGCUACGAUGCUGUUUUAGUAUUGACAAUCUUUGUGAGCUACAGAAAAUAUGAGGCAGCCAACCCGUACAUUGUAAAGCUGUCUAUUGUGGACAAUGAACUGGCAUUGAAUGGAUAUGGAAUGGUUGUAUCUACAGCUCUCGCCGAAUUUAAUAGGCAGUUUGUGCAAGAACAAGCUGAACCUCAAGCUGGUCUUUUGUCUACAGUGACCAACUUUGUUGGCACCAUGUUUCUUGCUGAUGAAGCAACUCCCAUGAAGGACUCAGGAAGAAGUGAUGAUGCUGUUCUGCUUGCCCUGUAUGAGGCUGUUCACUUAAACAGAAACUUCAUUACGAUCCUGACAAAUUCUCAGACAGAGUCCUGUGCAACUGCAACUGCCCCAACCAGUGGCGCUGCAUCUCCGACUGAACACUCUCCGCAUGACCUAGUCCCUGUUGAUGUGAAUACCAUGGAUCAGCCGCCGUCCAACCUGCUUGUCACAUUCCUGGAGUUUUGUUCUAUUGUAAUGCAGAAAACAAAAGUUGAAGCCAACGCAAACACCACCAAGCUUGGUUUCAUCAUUCUUACCUGCAUCACUGAAGAUCAAUAUGCAAAUUCCAUGAUGCAUGAUGUCAACAUGGUCUUCAAAGUUCAGCUGCAUAGAAUGCCCAUGCGUCAUCGUAAAGUGACACCUCUGCGAGAUGUUCAUUCUCGGCCUCUUGCUUGUGCGCUCUUGGACCUCAUGGUGGAGUUUAUUUUCAGCCAUAUGAAAAAGAACCUUUUGAUUGACCUCUACCAACGUUGCUUGGGUGUAAUUCACCGGCUACUUUGCUACCAGAAGAAGUGCCGAGUGCGACUUCAGUACAGCUGGAAAGAGUUGUGGACAUCACUGAUCAGCCUGCUCAAGUUCCUGCUGAGCCGAGAGUCAGACUUUGUCAAGAAACAUGACAUCUUUCAGUUGGCUAGUCAAGUGGUGAACAUCUUCAACCUUUUCAUUACGUAUGGAGACACCUUCCUGCCCUCACCUGGGAGCUAUGACGAACUCUAUUAUGAGGUCAUUCGUAUGCACCAAGUCUUUGACAGCAUGUACUCAAUGGCACUACGUUAUACAACUGGAGACAGCCAGUGGAAGGAUUCUGCAGCCAAACUUUCCAAUCACUUGGUAAAUGUCAGGGCAAUCGUGAACCACUUCACUCCAAAGAUUGAUUCUUGGUCUGCAGCUAACCACAUGUCAGCAUUGACAGAAAAACAGGUGUUAGAUGUCGUGAGGAGCAACUAUGAUACAUUGACACUAAAGCUUCAUGACAAUCUGGAUCAGUACGAGAAGUACUCUGAAAAACCAAAAGAGUCUCCAUUCUUCACCCUCAUGAUUCGAAAUGUGGUCUCGGACUUCAGGCAGAAGCUUACACGGUCAGGUUUGGGCCAGGAAAAUGUCUUGAAGGAGUUCUCUACCAUAGCCUAGAAUAAAUUUUUCAAUUAUUUAGGGUUGAUCUCCAGCUUCCGGAUCACGUUUGCAUUUAUGCUCAGAUGGAAAAGAGGCAAGGUUGAAUUUGGAAGAAUCUGUGAGGCUAACAUGGGAAAUUGAACUCAACCAAAAACUUACUCUGGUAUGUGUGUGGUAACCUGUGGUGUAACAUAGGUGUUUAAGUUCUCAUUUGUUGACUCAUGCAAGUGGUCUUUUCUCCACCUGUAGCUCAGCAGCUCACGCACCUCAACUUUCAUAUAAUUGUACAGAUAUGGGAGCUGGACAACGUCAUAUGCUGCUUGUUUGCUAUUUUCAUAUGCUGCAUCUUUAGAUGCAGCGUAUAAAAGCAUAUUAGAUGCAGUGUUUUCAUAUGCUGCAUCUAGUCAUUUUCGGUGUGUUCUUCAUGAGUGCAUUGAAGUGGAUGAACAUACUUUGUGAACCUUUGGAUGUUGCCUUAGUACUUCUGCAAAAGUGAAAAACAUUAUAGUGGAAUUAUGGAAAAUAAAAAGGGGGGGGAAUGUUUUUAUUAUUAGGCCAUUUCUAGAUAUUACGAAAAAAUAAUGCACUAGUACCCUACAGGUUCCUGCAAGUUUAGUGUUACAACUGUGCCCACUCGAGUUCAGAUAGUUUGAUUAAACUUAGCUGUGUUGCUGAUCUUCUACCUAAUUCACAGUUUGGAAAUAAGUUUUGCCGCCGAAAAUAUUGCCCACAUUCAAAAGAAAAAGAAAACAUACCCGAAGUCGCUGAGGGCCAUCUUGGUGAAUUUUUUUAUUUAAUUACUAUGACAUUUAUUACAUAUAUACACAAAUGCUUAAAAGAUAGGCAUCUCAAGUGUUUCUCAUUUUAUUUUUACAGAAGUAGGCUUUGCCUAAAAUUUUGUCAGAUGUUAUAAGGUUAUAUUAGUAUAUUGUGCGAUUUCGACACGUAAGUUUAAUAUGGAUGGUUCAGUUCUUGAGUUGUAAUUUUUUUUAAAUUAUACUUUACAAAUUUUUUUAUCUUAUGCAAAAUCCUUGUCUCAAAGUUUUACUUUAAGUGAGCUUCGCAACGAUUGCUUCUAACUGAAGAUUUUUUUUUUUUUCAAGUGAAAAAGUAAUUUUUUCAUAUUGGGCAAGUUUCAAAUCAAGAUUUUUGCCUUAUUUUGUCUAGUUGCUGCAAAUGUAGCAGUUUUAGCUUAUUUAUUGUGUGCAGAUACCUGGUAGCAGAUCAUCCCAGAAUAUUUGGUGUGUCGCACACACUGAGAGAAAAAGCAUUAUAAACCCAUUAUAAACAUAAAAGGGUCAUUUAAAAGCAUACUCGGCUGUGCCGUUUAAAUUUUACCCACACCAAGAUGUUUCAAGUACAGAGAGGACUUUUGUGUUGUGUUUUAAUUCUUUGUGCUAGUAUUGGAUUAUCUCUAUUGGUAAUCACUGAAAGCUUUUUCAGUACUCCUAGUUAGUGAUUUAUUUGAAUUUUCUUCUCUCUGUGUAUAUUUUUUAAUAAUAAUAGUUUUAAUGUCACCAUAAACUGCGCUGUAGUUAUCUUUUUCGUUCAGUACAGGUUUACACUUUGGUUUCAAUUAUGUAAUAUUACCAGCUUGCCUAGCAUACCAAUUCUGUUGUAGCUUUAACUCGAGCAUAUUAGCCACAUUUAAUACUUUUCUUUUGUUCGGUGUUGUUUUUAUAAGAUUAAAUGAUGAAGGAUGAAGAUUUUGCCUUUUUUUGUUUUAUUAAUAUUUAUGUGAACUGGUUGUGGAAAGUUUUUUUGUGCGUGUGUGAUAGAUUAUAAGCAUUUAAACAUCAGGCAAUUCACUAAAAGACCACUGUUGGCCAAAUGCACCUCAUUCUUCUACAAGUAGGCGUAAUCCUUUUACAGAAAAGGAACUGUAUUAAAAGAUAUGUUGAGGUUCAAGAUCUGUAGGUUGCGAAAUCUGUGUCAAAAUCUGAAAUGAUUGCUGAGCGUGCUGGUUCAGGCUUAUAUCGAAAUUCCCUGCAUAUAGAAAUUCACAUCAUGUAAAGCACUGAGCUAUUUUGAAUUCUUGUUUCAUUUAUACGGUGUGAUGCAAGAGAUAGUGGCUUGCUCGUUUUAGUUGGUGCUGUCAAUUUGUAAGCAUUUUGAGGGCAGUAAGGCCCAGGUGAGAAACACAGGUGUGUGCAUGAUGGCUUGCAAAUUCAGUGAUUCAGCAGACUUCAUUGGGAGGUGGCUGCACAGAUGACAUGUUUGUUGCAUUAUUCAACAUUCUUGGCUUAUUUCAUUUGACCGGGUAUAGUUAACUGAGCGACACUGAGAUCUUGUAUUGCAAAGGUGUACUGAGGUUUGUCAAGUUGGCUGAAUGAUUGUCAAUCAUACUUUACCAGCUUUCCACCUCUGAUUGGCUUUUCUUGUCAUAAGAGAAAUAAAGUUUGUGUCUUUGUGGGUUUGCCUAAAGUGCAUUUUUUUGUGAAGUAUAAAGUAGCGAUUUUCAUGGUGAACAAAAAAUGAAGUUUGUUUUGUUCAGAGUGUGUACCUUCUUGUUGUAAAUGUUUUUCUUAUGACAUGCUUGUUGCUUUGUAUUUAUUGACUUUCGUUUAACAAACAGCCAGGUCUUAGUAGUGGUUUAUUGACUGUUUUAUGAGUUGUUAGUAAUUAAGUUUUUUAUCAUAUUGCUCUUUGUGUGCUUUGGCAUCACAGAGGAAGUGGUCGGAAGAUUGCCUCUGGUGCGUUUCUUUGUUUCAAGCAGUUUGGUAGUUUAGUUCGUUUAGUUCAUUAGACAUCAAAAUAUAUCCCAAAAGCAUGCAUUGUGGCUUAAAGCAAUGCAAAGUUGGGCUAAGUGGUGGGAAAAAAAGGUGGUUCUGCAGGCAGUGACAUAAGUGAAAGGAAGCAGAUAAUACGAUUCCCAUUUGUAUUAUCCUUUUCUCUUCACUUGUGUUCUUCUAUGCAUGCCUAAUUAUUUCUUUGUUGGAUGUGACUGGCUUUUCUUAAAGCAUAAACAGUGUCUAACUUUAGGUGUUUUCUUUAUGCAUAACAGUGAUAUCAGCAUUUGGUCUUUCGAAGUGCGUUUACACCAUCCUUGAGACGCUUCUACUUGUGCUGUUCAUAGAGGUUGCUGCAAAAUACUAAUCAUCAAAACAAUUUAUUGCUUAAUUUCUGCAUUAUAUACGUAUGGCAGAAGCUUAAUGUGAGACUUUUGGACACUUGAGAUACUCUGCUAGUGUAAGUGUGGAAUAUUGUUGUUUUUGUAGUGAAAAAGAGUGUUUUCAAAAACAACUUCUGUGUGCCACAUUGCCUUUGUUUACGAUAGCCUGGCUGUGCAAAUAAACACCUCUCUAUUUAUGCCUAGCAAAGUGUUAAUGCACAGAUCAUCUGAUAAUAUGCUAUUCUAGACUGGGCUAGCAUACGUUUGUGCUUUAAGAGGUGGCUGCUCACAUCAUUUACUUGGUAAAGUAAAAAGUUGUUUUGCAAACCAUGGUGGCACUUUUAUUUUUGCUGUUUUUUAAAGUUUGUACAGUGUAGCUUGUUCUGCUAGAAUUUUGGGGGCAGUAGUUCUUUCUGUGGAGGAGCUGAUAUCAAUAGAAAAAAAAGAAUAUAGAGCGAGCUGUAAUUGAUUGGGCAUAAGCAGUGUUGUCACAAUAUGUGAUCACCUCUUGCCUCACCAAUAGCCACUUUAACCAUAGAAGGGGAUGAGUUGCACUUGUUGCGUUUACUGUAGUGCAGAACAAGUGAAACUCCAAUUACGGAUGCAUUCUCUUGGCCAGAAUACAUGCAAGCACCCGUGAUCACUUAGCCAUGGGCUCCAGUUCAACUUCAUUGCCUCACAAUUUGCUUAUAUAUAAAAUGAGUGCUACAUCAGUCACUCAUCUCACCAGUCACAAUGCUAGAUGAAUGUUGUAAAAGGAAGCCGAGGUUGCUGUAAGACAUCACUGUAUAGGGAUGAAGUUUAAAUAACUUGUAUUAGUGAUGUGCUUGACAAAUGUAUGUACAGUUGGAAGUUUUGUAUAACCCUAGAGGCGUAGUAAAAGAGUUGUAUAAUUGAUGCUGCUGAAAGAGUGUAGUGUGAGGAGCUGUCCAAAUUUCUUUUUUCAUGCCACUGGGGCAUUGCUUGUUACUAGUUGUAAAAAGCAGGCUUUUGCUG
This is a messenger RNA of Rhipicephalus microplus (southern cattle tick), 6292 nucleotides long. RefSeq names its product armadillo-like helical domain-containing protein 3. Lineage: Eukaryota; Metazoa; Arthropoda; Arachnida; Ixodida; Ixodidae. Gene Ontology annotation, cellular component: cytosol. The record is from RefSeq and is a predicted model, not a curated record.